AUGCUUCGACGGUUCUACCAAACGCUGGUGCCGUCGUUUGCGCUGCGAGUCCAUCAGCCUGUGCCGUCGCUGAAGACUAAGUUCCACCAUAAUAUGCAGUUUAGGCGGAAGGCAGAGUCAAGAAUUAAAAUACUGCGACAGAUAAUACCCACCGAAUACAUGCUAGACGACAAUCUAUUAUACUAUUGCAUCUACUUCAGAGACCACGCUCGCCUCAAGACCCGGCUCCAGGGGGUAGGAGGCAGCGACGUACGCAUAGACCUCGAAAACAUACAAAUGUUGGGUAGGCAAAUAUUAAGAAAAAGGACAUACAUGUAUCUAUUUAACGAGGCGCUCAAAGCGGAACAAGCCGGCCCUACAGACGACCUGUUUGACUUCCCAAGAAAUCUGCGACGCAUGGCCAACGUGCACAAUCGCAAGGAAUUCAUAGACCAGUUUUUGCGAGCGCUUGAGACAGAUUUCAAGCUGGAUAGAAUAUCUGAAGAUCAAGAGGUGGUCAAGCUUGAACAGGAAACGCGACCAACCGUUCUGCUCUAUGUGGUUGGGUUCAUUCAUUGCCAGCAUGGCGAGCAAAAAUGCGCAGAAUUUGUCGACGAAUUUGUUAUCAAGGGUCGUCUCUCACAAGCGUACACUCAUCGCGGGCUGCUAGAAAUAGCCAAAGACGAUAGACCUCAAUUCACAUACUGA
Messenger RNA from Ogataea angusta, 687 nucleotides. RefSeq lists its product as uncharacterized. The record is from RefSeq and is a predicted model, not a curated record. The transcript has a single exon. Bases 1 to 687 code for a protein of 228 amino acids. NCBI's taxonomy places the organism in Eukaryota, Fungi, Ascomycota, Pichiomycetes, Pichiales, Pichiaceae.